GGCGAAUAGGGAAGGUCGAUAAAAUAUGGCGAAGUUCGCAUAGCAUAAACGUGUGCUUUAAAAUUGUUUUGAUGUGUCAUAGCGUGGAUUUUUGGCGAUGGAUAAGUCCGACUUUAUCCCUCCACCAGAAGCUCCCGUAUUUGAACCAACCGAAGAGGAAUUCCAAGAUCCUUUAGCGUUUAUUACAAAGAUACGACCCUAUGUGGAGAAAAUGGGAAUAUGCAAGAUUCGCCCACCGCCUGAUUGGCAACCACCUUUUUCUGUGGACGUAGAGAAGUUUAAAUUUACCCCACGGGUUCAGAAACUCAAUGAACUUGAGGCCACGACGAGAGUAAAAUUCAAUUUUUUGGACGCCAUUGCAAAAUUUUGGGAACUACAGGGAACAAGUUUAAAACUGCCCAUGGUCGACAAGAAAGCGUUGGACAUUUUUAAACUUUACAAAACCGUUCGCGAGGAAGGUGGUUAUGAGUAUGUCACUACUAAAAGAAAAUGGCCGGUUGUUGCGCACAAGAUGGGUUACUUUGAGGCCAAAUCUGUUCCGGCAUGCCUUCGAAAUCAUUAUGAAAAGCUAUUAUUCCCAUAUGAUGUUUUCCAGUCAGGUCUUCUCACAGGCACUGACGACACUCAUGAGAGAAAAACAAAUCCAAAGAAAACAGAGCCUGACAGCAGGAUGAGGAAAUCUGCCCGACAGAUUCGACAAGAACAGGUGCAGUUAUCUGUUGACUAUUCAAAGAAUCCUGAACUCAAGAGACUGAAGUUCCUGGCACCUGGCCCCAAGAUGACAGUAGUUUGCGAUUCAGAUGAUCCAAAAGCUGAAACUACCACUGACGUGUCAGGAGUGGCUAACACUGACUUACCUGGAGUGACUGCUGAAAUGACUGUUAUAGAAGAUAAUCUGCCAUCAAAUGACCUGAAAGUCAAAGUAGAAGAACCUAUUGAAGUUAGUGAGAAAGUCGAGGAGUCUGAGACAAAAUCUCUCAGAAAAAGACCUGUUCGCAGAGCUAGUAAGAAAAUGAUGCAGGAUUACAAUCCAGAACUGUUUCAGGAUGAUUAUCUAUGCCAGAUAUGUAGUUCAGGAGAUGAUGGUCAAUAUCUUUUACUUUGCGAUGGUUGUGAUGCCAGUUAUCACACUUAUUGCCUUAUACCACCUGUCACAAACAUACCGAAAGGUGAAUGGCGUUGUCCCAAGUGUAUAGCACAGGAAUACGACAAGCCCUACGAAGUUUAUGGUUUUGAACAGUCGACGAAGGAAUAUAACCUACAGACAUUUGGUGAAAUGGCUGAUAAAUUUAAAUCUGAAUAUUUUGGCUUACCACCUGAGUCUGUUCCAUACGAGGUUGCUGAAAAGGAAUUCUGGCGAUUAGUUUCUUGUAGUGAUGACGAGGUAUCAGUUGAGUAUGGUGCUGACCUACAUACUGCCGUCCAUGGAAGUGGGUUCCCAGUGAAAGAAAAUGUCACCAAUUCUAUCGAGGAGUUUUACGCCAAUUCAAAGUGGAAUCUUAACAAUCUGCCUGCUCUUCCUAAUUCUGUACUCAGUCAUGUCAGUGGAAACAUAUCGGGAAUGAAGGUACCUUGGAUGUACGUGGGAAUGUGUUUCUCUAGUUUCUGUUGGCACACCGAAGACCACUGGAGUUAUUCGAUUAAUUAUCUCCACUGGGGAGAAGCGAAAACUUGGUACGGUAUACCUGGUGAGUCCGCGGAACAGUUCGAGAAGGUCGUACAACAAAUAGCACCCGAGCUUUUUGAAGCCCAUCCGGACCUUCUGCAUCACCUGGUGACCAUCGUUAACCCUAAUGUUCUCAUGAGCAGAGGCGUACCUGUUGUUAGAACCAAUCAGGAAGCUGGUGAGUUUAUCAUCACGUUCCCUCGAAGCUACCAUGCCGGAUUCAAUCAAGGUUAUAAUCUUGCCGAGGCUGUCAACUUUGCCACUGCAGACUGGCUGUCCAUCGGUCACGAAUGUGUGUCUCACUAUCGUCGCAUGAACCGUACGACAGUGUUCUCACACGAAGAACUUGUGUGCAAGAUGGCUGCCAAUCCGGAUAACCUCGAUCUUAACCUCGCGAAAGCAAUCUAUGAUGAUAUGCUUUGUAUGAUCCAACAUGAAAAUCAACUACAAAUGGACAUUAAGAAGGAGGGUGUUGUAAAAGCAGAGAGAGAAGCUUUCGAGUUGCUGCCCGAUGACGAACGACAAUGCGUGCAUUGUAACACCACGUGCUUCUUGUCGGCGAUCACGUGUCAAUGUCCUGAAAAGAAACUAAGCUGUAUCCAAUGUGCUUCGAAUCAUUGCGAAGAGUGUGGUCUGGACAAUUGUGUCUUGAGACAUCGCUAUAGUGUUGAUGAACUGCGAGGGAUGCUGGCGCAACUAAAGCGGAGAGCUGACUCCUUUGAUAACUGGACUGGUGAAGUCCGACGCGCUUUGGACGCCACUGGUGACGCUAAAGUUUCUCUCGGCUCGCUUCGCGAACUAGUUUUAACCGCUGAACAAAGUCAAUUUCCGGAAUGUGACCUACUGGAUGAAAUAAAGGUUGCCGUAGCUGAAGCCGAACGCUGUGGUAAUGUUGCCACACAACUUGUAUCGAAGAAGCAUCGAACGAGGACGGCGGACGUUCUCAGCAAUAAUGGCACGUCACCAAGUUUAAAUCUUCAAGAACUUCAUGAAUUUUGUCGUCAGUUGCAACAAUUACCAUGCAUCAUUGACCAAGCCGAACUGGUGCAAGAUUUGAUGAAUCGUGUGGAAAGCUUCCAAGGCGAAGCACAAGAACUAUUACGUGAGGAGGAGCCGAGUGUUGUUAAAGUGAAACUACUAUUGGACACUGCCAUGACGCUUGAUGUUGACCUACCUGAAAUACCGAGAUUAAAACAAGAACUACAUAAAUGUCGUUGGCUCAAGAACGUCGAGGAAACAUUGAAAGAUACGAGCCAAGUGUCUCUCAAUGCCCUGCGAGAACUGCUCGGUGAAGCUUCGAUGCUAGCCAAGAAACAAGUCGUGGAAGCAAGCGCCAUGAAGCUUCGAAAAUUGGUCAACACAUGCGAGGAAUGGGAACUAAAAGCUCGACUUUGUCUUCAGGCUAGGCCUCGCCAUAUCAUGUCUGCCAUUCAAGCAAUUGUGCGCGAUGCGUCUUUGGUCCCAGUCCACUUGCCAAACAUUAGUACAUUGAAAGAUGCGCUAGACAAAGCACUGGAAUGGUCAAAAAAGGUGGAUCAUGUGCAGAAUGACGAACAUUACCCGUAUCUGGAAGUGCUCGAAGCCCUUGUGAUGCGUGGUCGACCCAUACCCGUACGUCUGGAACAACUUCCUCAAAUGGAAUCGCAGGUCGCUGCGGCUAUAGCGUGGAGAGAUCGUACAAGUAGGACUUUCCUUAAAAAGAAUGCUAAUUCAGCGCUUCUCGAGAUCUUGUCUUGUCGCAAGGAUAUUGGUGUUUAUAAGUUGCCGAGUAAGCAUCGCCGGAGAAAGGGCGAUAGCAAGGAGGGUGACGUCAUUGAUUUGUCCACGUUGGAAGAGUACAUCGAUCGUAAACCAUCGGAUCAGGUCGCGGUAUUUCGUAUUGCUAAACAAAAGGAGCUGCAGGAAAUGCGCGAGUUAAGAAAACGUAAUGUGUCACGUUUUAACGAACUUAAUACAUUGCAACCGGAGAAUCGGCAGUUUUGUCUCUGUCGAAAGGCAGCUGAUGGUUACAUGUUGCAGUGUGAACUAUGUAAGGAGUGGUUUCAUAGCACGUGCGUGCCGUUGCCACGAACCCAGGGUAGCAAGGGAAACGCAAAAAGUGGCCACGAAACGUCCCGCACGUUAAAGUAUCUAUGCUUGCUGUGCCAUCGAUCACGUCGACCACGCCUGGACACGAUCUUAUCCCUUCUCGUUUCACUGCAAAAACUUCCCGUGCGUUUAGUUGAAGGGGAAGCGUUGCAGUUUCUCGCCGAAUGUGCUAUGAACUGGCAAGAUCGUGUCAGACAGUUCCUGUUGUCGGAUAACAUUGUGAGGGUUUGCCAGGAGAUCGAUGAAACUUUGAAAACGGAACCGACCAAUGAAAAGUCCACGGCUGCAAUGCCCGUCACCACGUCAACGCUCCUGCAGCAAAAUAUAGCUAUGGCAAUUACUGCACAAACUCCUAAGAAUGUUGUGAAUAAUGCCACUGUGUCACGAAGUUCCACGUCAACACAAGCUCUGCAAAAUUUGGCAAUGGCCUGUAGUACUGCGCAGAUUCUAAAUAGUCAGUCGCAAGAAGCCGCAACUGACAGCACAAGCACAAAUGCGUGCGAGAAGAAAGACAUUCACAUGGAGACUGAACCGCAGUCUCAAAAUUCGGAGAAUCCCAGCACCGAAAUCGAUGUUGUUGGAAACAGUAAUCUUCAAGAUGGACAGGAUAGGGGGAUGUUAGGUGAUAACGAGGGUGAAGUAGGAGAUAUGAAGUGUUGUAAGUUAACUCAGCUUGAGUUGGAGGAGUUGGAGGAUUACAUGAUGGAAGGUGAUCUUCUUGAGGUGACUCUUGAUGAAAGUGACAUCUUGUGGAAAAUUUUAGUUAAUCAACGAAAAUACAUGGAACAGAAAAUACAGCUUCUCCUACCGCGUAAAAAAGAAAAGAAGCGACGCAAACGAAAGAAAAACGAUGAGAAACAGCAGUCGAACAAAGAAAACUCUUCCAAAGUGAACAAGAAGUUCAAACAAAAGAAGAGCAACGACGACGUAAACAAACAGAAACGCAAAUACGUACGAAAGCAAAAGAAGCCGCAAAUCGUGACGAUUAAAGCGGAAGACGACGACGACGAUGAUGAUGACGAAGACGAGGCUUGCUCUGCCAGACCAUGUAAACAUCCGUCAAGCGAAGAAGUAGACUGGGUGCAAUGUGAUACAUGUGAACUAUGGUACCACAAUCUGUGUGUAGCAAUCACAGCCAAAGCGGCUGCUGAACUUGAUUCUUAUAUAUGUCCCUACUGUAGUGUUAAUGGCGAAUAUCUUUCGAACACGGCAUCCCCAGAUUCGAACGUGGAUGUGGUAAGCACCACACCUCAUGCAACGACCCCACCUUCUCCAAGAUCCCCAAAUUCUACGGGUAGACAGUUACUCUACAGUGUGGGUACGAACGGCCAGCAACCUUCAAAAUGCGUUACAUUCCCUACUGUUACCUUAUCCGCACAAACUACAAACUCUGAUACCAUUGUACUUUCUGAUGGUUCGUGACAGUCAUCGUGAACCUCAUCAAGGGAAGGAAUCUCGUCCGACAAAUUAUGAACACUUCAAGCAUCGUACAUUUCUUUGAUCGGUUUGUGUAGUGAUUUCUUAGAAGUACGUCGAUGUUAAUGGUGAUGGCCCACCUAAUAAUGCUGAAAUCGCCCACAACACUUGAAACAGCAGUCACCCAGGAGAAUACGUUAUUUACUAUUGUGAGUAUCUUUGUGUGGACAUAAAGCGUUUCUUCAUUCUCGAGCGGACUGUUUGCUUUAAAUACUUUGUUAAUGUCAAGUGUUUGAAGAGUGAAUAGUUGGAAAUUUUUAUAUCGUUAUCGUUGAGGCCAGAUUGUAGAUGAUAUUUUCACCGCGAUUUGUACUAUUUAAUGCUUUCUUCUGCCUCAAUGAAUGAUUUCCAUCUGUGCAAAUCUUAAGCAAAUUGUAAUGGUAUGCCCCUGUGUGAUUGCACCAAGGUAUUCUCCUCGAAUUGCUAACCCCUUUAUAUAUUUUAUUCCUCAGUUUCUUGACGAAGGAUCAGCAAUAAACAGUGAUAAGUUUCACCCACGCUUUUUCGACUUGUUUUUUAAAAGCUGUGUGUUACACAUACAAAACACUCGAAGGUUUCAAUGUAUACCUUAAAUUGCUUCAGUUCCCUUUUAGAUGUUAUACGUAUGUUGUAUAAUACUCCUCACAUACCAGGCUUAAUCAUAACCCCGCUUACUCUAAUCCCAAUCCAGCUUUUACUUAACGUUGAGAAACUGCAUUCUAGAAAUAUUUGACGAAAUAAAGUAAAACGAUAAUGACUUGAAAUGUUUUGUUGGUUUUUCGAAAGGUUUCGUUGACCUAUUUAUAGUUUAAAGUAAAUUCGCCGCCCUUGUUGGUUCUUUUUUAUUAUCGAUUUUAAAUUCUACCUUUUUUGCAUGAGGUAUGCUUACUCAGAAAAAAUAGAGUUUGCCAGCAAAGUCAUACUUUCUUUUAUGAUACAAAAAUUCGUCAAUACGUCAUCGAAAGCGAUUUCGUAAGUUGGCACCAGGACUCCUAUUCUCAAAAGCCAUUACGUCUUGGUUUCUAUUGUGCUGUUUCACUGCUGGAAAGAAUGUUUUAGAUUUGCAUAAGAAUUGAUGAAAUGUUAAGUAUUUAGUAAAUUAUCAGUGGCUACAUUAUUUGUCCUUGAUUUAACUUUAAUGUGUAAAAAGUGUUCAAUGAAGAAUUAAUAGUUCUAGUUUUGGUAAAUAAAUUAUUUAUGUAAUUUA
Messenger RNA from Xenia sp. Carnegie-2017, 6416 nucleotides. Its product is annotated as lysine-specific demethylase 5A-like. Gene Ontology annotation, molecular function: histone demethylase activity; DNA binding. Gene Ontology annotation, biological process: chromatin remodeling. Gene Ontology annotation, cellular component: nucleus. NCBI's taxonomy places the organism in Eukaryota, Metazoa, Cnidaria, Anthozoa, Malacalcyonacea, Xeniidae. The record is from RefSeq and is a predicted model, not a curated record.